This is a messenger RNA of Electrophorus electricus (electric eel), 1916 nucleotides long. It is a transcript of the gene atg10, whose product is annotated as ATG10 autophagy related 10 homolog (S. cerevisiae). Gene Ontology annotation, molecular function: Atg12 conjugating enzyme activity. Lineage: Eukaryota; Metazoa; Chordata; Actinopteri; Gymnotiformes; Gymnotidae. The record is from RefSeq and is a predicted model, not a curated record. Gene Ontology annotation, cellular component: cytosol. Gene Ontology annotation, biological process: protein modification by small protein conjugation; autophagy of mitochondrion; autophagosome assembly.
CUAACCUCGCCUCGACCUGAACAUGUCUGCCUUUUCUGUGUGAUCAGUACCUCAGAUUGCAGUACCGAACUGGUGUUGGCCUUUCAACCCUUCGAUGAUUGAGAACAUUAUACUGCCAGCUACUAUUAACGAGACAGGGAGUGUUAAACAAGCCCCCAAAGUGGCGUGCGGAACUGCUCUACUUAGCAGCAGGAAUCCAGCAUCUUCUACAUCUAAGAAUGUCUGAUGAAAAGUUGGGCAAUACUAACUGUUGCCUGGAUCAGAAGACCUUUUAUCUCUGCUGCCAGCUUUUCCUUCAUCACUCCAGUGUCCUUGGAGAUGGAUGGAGCUGGAGAGAAAUUAAGGGUGUUGAAGGCUACAUGAAAAAGACUGUUCUAGUACCUGGAAGACUAGGUUCUCUGCUUAGCCAGCAUGGACAACACAAGACUGAGGAAUAUAUAGAUAUUGUGACGGAAGAAGACCAGGUGGAUAAUGUGGAUGGUGGAACUUGUUCUGUAUGUGAGAGCCAAGCUGUCGUACACUACGAAUACCAUGUUUUAUACUCCUGCAGCUAUCAGGCCCCCGUUCUGUACUUCAGAGCUUCUUCUAUGGAUGGACGGUCCUUGUCUUUUGAAGAGGUCUGGAACAAUGUCCACCCAAACUACAGGCAGAGACUACUGCAAGGACCUUGGGAUACACUGACCCAACAGGAGCAUCCUUUGUUAGGCCAGCCGUUCUUCAUGCUACAUCCUUGUCGAACUGAGGAGUUUAUAAGGCCAAUUUUACAAAUGGCACAUUCUGAGAAAAGGAGAGUGAACUACAUUUUGGCAUGGCUGAGUGUGGUUGGGCCUGUGGUAGGACUAGACAUACCUCUUAGCUAUAGCACAGCAGUAACUGCUCCAGACUGAGACUUCAAUAUCUAUUAUAGCUUACAGAUCAGCAGACCCCAUCCACUCAGCCGUUCAGUCUGCUUAGGCACCGGAGAGCACAACAAGAUGCAAACAAACUGAUUAUUCAUUUGACAAAAGUCAACGACUUUCUGAUUAUUGAUGUAUUAAGAUUUAAGUUUAUUUUUUCUGAUUUCAAUUUUUUAAAAUAUCAGUUUUAUGUUGACAAGAACUGGCAAUGGUAGCAAGCUGCAGGCAAUAGAAUCUUCACUGUCUGACUCUGAGCUGUGCUUUCCCACCCCUGUGUAACCUUUGUGAACUGUAAAUAUGUACUUAUUUAAAUUUGUGUUGCUGCUUAACUUAAUAAUAUUAAUUAACCUAAUAAAUAGCUUUGUGUAUCUUUGUGCCUAUAUGAACAGAUGCUAAUUAAAAGGCGGUAGUGAUAUUACUUACAUUAGGAGAGUAUAGUUUAAUUUGUAGUAGGUGGUUCUGUAGCCAUCUAGUAAAAAUGUAAACAUUUGAAAUGUUUGAGUGCUGUCUUUACUGACUGCUCCUCCAUAUUAAUAAUAAUAAUAAUAAUAAUAAUAAUAAUAAUAAUAAUAAUUUUGAACUCAUCCAGCCAUCAACAAAAUGUUUUGCAGUUUGGCAAUCUAGCCAGGAUGAUGAGACAGAAGAGGAAAAUUGAUUCAUAUUAAUGUAAUGCAAUGUAAAUGGAAUUUUGAAACUUGUGUAUUUUAGAAAGAGGGAUUGAUUCCAUUUGUUUUCAGAUGUGAACCAGUGAAUCACUAAUCUGAGUUUCUCAUGCUGUUCAAACUGUGUUAGGCUGUUAGAACCUUUUGGUGUGUUACUGGUAUGAAAGAGAGUUUGUUUUUCAUUCAUAAUAUUAGAUGGAGAUGGUGAUAUUCCUAGAGACAUGAUGAAGUCUGGAUUUUCUCCUUAUAUGACUCCAACAUGUACCUCUCACUGGCUGUUGAGUAGUAAUUUAAUCUCAAGCAAUAAUUUGCAUGAUAUUUAUACUGAUAUUAAAGACCUUAUGUAUUUGUACUUCUA